Messenger RNA from Porites evermanni, 28561 nucleotides. The record is from the annotation of a GenBank genome assembly. Lineage: Eukaryota; Metazoa; Cnidaria; Anthozoa; Scleractinia; Poritidae.
AUGUCUGCAGAAAAGUCUUCGGAAAGGCCAAGGGAAGCAACCAGUGGAUUGCAAAAUUUACAUUCCAUGAAUGAUUCCCAAUUGGAACCCAGUCCAGCUCUCUCAAACAAGGCCGAGGAGAACCCUGAGACUGGUCUUGCCAACUUAAAGGAUGAGUACAAUGGUUGUAGGUACUCAGUUGCUCUUCUGCCAAAGCGACAUGCAGAUGGAACUCAAAGGUAAGUUGUUAAUUGCGGGCGACCAGUUGAACCUGUAAUCCUAAUCUCGAGGUUGCUAUUACGCAUGAGCGGCCCGAUAACUCGAACCGUCGAUUUCCCGUGGAUUUCCUUCAUACGUUUACUGCAAUUUUACCCUCGGUAACUCGAGCCUCCCUCUAACUCGAAGUAAUUUUUGUUUCCCUUCAGAUCAUUUCUAUAUAUAAUUUUACCCUCGGUAACUCGAAUCAUGUUUUUAUGACGUGACAACGGUGUACUGAAGUCCGAAACACUGAAUUUAGUUCAAAACAACCGUGUCAAUUCUUUGGCUUUACUUUUUGUCACUCCAGUUCAAAUCAGUGUCCAUCCCUACAUAUUAAUCAAGCUUUGUCGCUUAAUUGCUUUUUUUCAAAAUAUCAGUCUUUAUUUCUUGCUGCCCUUGAAGUGAAGUGUGCAUGAUACUUGCAUUUCCUCCCCAUCCAUUUGCUUAUUUCCCUAUUUCCGGUUAUUUGCUUCGAACUCCCGAUGACUCGAACUGUUUUCGAUUUCCCCAGAGGGUUCGAGUUAUCAGAAGUCAACUGUAUGUAGCUAGCAUUCGCGUGGGCUUCCACUUAGAGUGAAUAGAAUGCGUAGAGCGCCAUCUGAUCACGCGCGUUUGGACCUUCUGUCACUCGUAAUCUGACCUUUUAUCAUGUGAAUCUUACUUAAAACACCAGCUUUGGAGCAAGGGCUUGGACCUUCGAUCAGAAGCCUGAAACUCGCCCGCAUUCUCUAACCUUUGGUUAUUACUAGUUUAGUCACAAUUUCUGCCUGCUAAACGCAAUCACUUAAGGCGGCAUCGUACUCAUAGCAGACAUAAAAGUUAACAAAAAUGACGCUUGGAAGGCCAAUAAAAAACGUUCGCUGGCGAAAAAGUUGUAAAAAACAUAAGCUUUUGGCUACCAGACCGCAGCCUUCAAUAAAUGAGUAAAUCGCGCUCAUUGAAGCUGUUUAUAUAAGUUGUGGAUUACGUCCAAUGACGGUAGUUAAGUAUUCACAUCUCCUAAGUUAAAAUAUCUGCUCUAUGCAGAAGAGUUUGCGGAAGACAAUUUCACCAUGAGUGAGCAGCUGUGUUUUGGCAUACUAGUUUCCUUAUUAGGAACCAGUGCUGUUUUCAUGAUUUGAUUAAAGAAGUCUUUUGCCAGCACUCUGCCGAUAGCAUGCAGCUUGCCAAUGGCCACCUACACUUGAACUCGCCUACACUUGCACUGGGGUACUUCUUUUUCUGGCUGAUGUUUAGAUGUUAUGAAAACUGUCAAACUAUGAUUUAUUAUUUGUAGAUGGGCUGUUAAACAGGAAGACUUCCUAAAUAUGGGUCAGUGGAAAAAUUCAACCAUUUCUAACCCGGAAUGGAACAAAAGGGCUUUGUCCUGGCCUGUUUAUGAAGAUGGCACUUGGAACUCGGUACGUCUGCAAUUUUAUAGUCAUCAGCUCUUACAAAAAAAGUUUAAAAACCAUCGAACUUGAUUACUUCUUUACAUUCUUAUCUCAUAGAAGUUAUAUGAAGUUUAGCUCAAUCCUAUUCGGCUAUUUCAGUAAACUUUAGUCCGAAAAAUACUACUCAAUCACUCAAGUCUGCGCAACAACAUCAAAAGGUGAUAUAGGUCUUGUUGAAUAUCGAUAAACCUUUCCACGGUUCUUUUUUUUCUUCUUUUGACAUGGACAAGUUGGGAAAAAUCUGUCUACUCUGCUGGGAAGAGCGCCUUUAAAUUAGCAAGCUUGCCAGGCUUGAAAAUGAUUUGUUGAAAACUAACGAAGAUAUAGCUCCUCAAAGUCGCGAAAUUGUACAGACGUUUAUAUGGUGGGGGCACAAACUGCCCCCACCCCCACCCCACCUUCCGCCCUAACAACCAUACAAACGUGUAAAUUUUCGCAAAUUUGAGGGGGGCUAUAACCUUCGCUGGCUUAAGAUGAUUCGCUUUCACACUUGGCGAGUUUAUUAAUUUUCCCAUGGUGUCGUGAAACCAUGUGGACGGGUCGAUUCCUCAGUUCAUCGCCUCUUCCAUACGGUGUUAUGUAUACCUUUUACUACUGAUAAAGGCCAAAGAGAAAGUUCAUUAAAAAACUUUCUUUUUUUCAAAGUCCCUCAAACUAAAUAGUACUAUGCAAAACUUCUGCCAAUUCGACAGCGCGGGAGCAACCCCCAACCCCUUACGCUAACAGUCAAUAAAUCCCCCGUAGUUUGUAUUUCCAUAAGCACGCUUGACGAUCGCUAAAGAGAAAAUAGAGGGUCUUUGAACAGGCUAUCCAAUUUGUUUAUAGUAAAUUGUGAUGGUGCUGUACAUUCAUUGCGACGGUAUGUUUGUCUUUGUCUCUCGAAGGACUUCACUUGGCCCAUGGAGGGAUUUUUGUUGCCUUAUGCUCCACCAGUCAAGAAGCCCUCACACAAGAAAGCAGUCACUACAGGUAAUAUUAAUUUACUGAAGGCAUGCAGGGGAUUAUUCAUCCUCGGAGACCCAGGGGCGGUCAGUCGGAUCGAGGAAAAAUGGUGGCAGUCUGUUCUUGAAGACUUUGGUCGCCGUUUUUCCGACGCAACUGACCGCCCUUGUGUCUCCAAGGGAGGGGCUUAUUCACUGGGCACUUGGCAGUGCAGAACUUGCUCAAACGCAUUAGAUAAUUUCAACCAUUUGUUCAGUCAUUUACAGGGCGUUGAAUCAAGAGUUUUCCAGUUUGCCGUGUGUUAAAACCUAAGGGUGCGUUUCGAUUGAGAAAUCUGGAAUUUUACUUGGAAAUCCAGCGGAUUUAGAAUUUUACAAUCAAAAGCAAAAUCCGGAAACGGAUUUCAGCUUCGAGAAGUCCGCCCUCGAGAUGGAUUUCAAAAAAGAAAUCCAAAUACCGUUAUGCUUACGCGUGCGAGACCGCUGUUCUUGAGAAGAGUUGAGUUUUUCAAAUCUCUUUGCGGAUUUCCCCCACCCACCCCCCCCCCCCAAACAAAGUGAUCAAUUUAGGUUUGGGGGAAACUGCUCACCUACCCUUCCCCUAAGCUAACAUUAACACUUACUUCUCUCUUUGGGCAAAAUGACGGCUUAGGGGAGGGGUAGGUGGGCAGUUUCCCAGAAACCUUUUUAAUUGAUCCAAAAAAACAAACAAACAAAAAGAAAGAAAACCCAAAGACACAUUUCUCAGGGUUGAAAUCCGUUCUCCUUUUUCGCGUUUCAUUGCAAAUCUGAAUAUCUAAAUUUCGGAUGUUGAAAAACUUAUCCAGAUUUCCCAAUCGAAAGGACCCCAAAUUACCGUCAUCGUCUUAUUGUUUACAAAAUGUCUUGCAGAAUAUAAUUUUGUCUCGUGUACAAAAAGCUACACUUAUUGUUUUGUAUCAUAAUUUUUGGGUGUUAAUUUUACUUUGGUCUUAAGUGCCAUUAAUUUAUUCAGGCCAAAUAGACUUAACAGUUAAUUUGCAACUGCAGGUGAAAUGAUUAACAGUGACACUUAUAAGACUUUAUACUGUAAAUUAUUUAUCAGCUCAAACAUUUUGCAUAUUAUCAAUUAGUUUUAGAAGCAAUAUGUAUUCCGAAAUAGCACCAUCAUGUUUUUUUCUCCUUGGAAAAUAGAAAUUUGCCUUGGUUUUUGUUCCUGUUGACAUUAAUUGUCAUUCAUUCCAAUGUGUUUUGCUGGUAGUUUCAAAAUUUAUGAAUUUCUUGAAAGCUUUUAACUUUCUGAACUCACAGUUACAAACAAGGGACUACUUCUUUCAACCAUCAAAUGCGGCGUAAGUACGAAGUCCAAACUUGAAAGAUUUCAUGAUCUUUUUCCAUCGAAUGUAUUCAAUAUCAGGUUUAUAAUUUGCUUAUCCUUUGUAAAAUGUCUUCAAACUGGCCACGCUUCUAACCUACCAAAUUUGAGUUAUGAUGUUGUGUCUUUUCCACUUGACAACUGGCAUUUACAUAUACAAGGCCCAUUGUGUGUAGUAAAGUUUACGUUUAGAGCUUGUAAACAAGUAGGUAAAUUGCUGCAUUGGCGAACGAAACAUGAGUAUAGUUUUUGAGUUCCUUAUUAGUUCUAGAAUUUCUCCGCUGUAUAAAUACUUCAAUGGUGUUGGAACACUCCAAACGUCUAUAAAAUAAUUUUUAUAAUACUUUGAAAAGUUUUGACAGUCUAAGAUACGAAAUAACUAAUCACUACUUUUUCAUUGUCGGAUUUUCUCAAGUGAAAUAUCCAUAAUUACUGUCUAAUAUAAAAGUUUAUAAAGUUGAAUCUCUCUAUAGACGGUCUAUUCAGUGCCUAAAAUUUAAGCUCUAGAAUUAAAUUCUAGCUUUUUGUGGAAUAAGAAGUACGCUAUUAUGCUGAGAAAUAUAUAAAUAUUACUUCUGAUGGAUGACAAACUAUAAUAAUUGGGAAACGCAUGAACCACAUUCAUGUGACCUCUUAUCUUAUGUGACCCACGGCCAAUUUCACUGUUUUAUUCUUCGGAAUUGAUAAAUGUGCAUGGUAAUUUUCAAGUGCAGUCUAUGGGUCGUCGUACUAACUGUAUAGGGUGCUUGUGCAACCAUGACCAAUGAAUUUGCCAAUACUUCUCACAGGCGUCGAAGAAAGACGUCUCAACUAUCUUUAGUUAACACUGAGCUGCUUUGUAAAAAGGCUAUGCUUUAAUAUUUAUUAUAACUUAGCAAUAUGACUCUACUUUAAUUGUAGCUUUUAAUUUCCUUUUUUUUCGUUCUUAGUUGCGUAUCAUUCAACUGUUUUUAAUCCGAUAAUUUAUGAUUGUAACUUUUUAUAUGUAUUUUUAUCAUAUGAAUGAACAUUAUUAUUAUUAAUUAUUGUUAAUUAUUAUUAUAAUUAUUGUAAGUUCAAUCAAACUGUCAUAAGUGGGUGAGUCUUGCUGGAGCCAGAUUUGUGGGAACCCUAUUCAAGCUCAAAAAUAGGAGGGAAAAUUCCUCAUUAUUUGUGUAUGCCCUUCAAAGGAGAAUUGUGUCGGAUGAGAUGUUGUUUUGUACAUGGAAGCUGUUUGACAUUGUCUUUGUUUCAUUUCAGCCGCCCCUGCAAGGCUACGGGUGCUUAAAAAUGGUGAAUCGGACGAGAGCAGAGCGGUUACCGUUGUGGGACCUGACUUGACUAAUGUGAGUAGCAAUUGCCUGUUGGUUAUGUUGAAAUUGCGCGUGAGACUUGUUCGGUGUUGUGUUGAAUUGAACUAUAGGACUGUUUUGAGGACUCCACCGCUUCUUUUAUUGGCUAUUAUAGUCAAGCCAGGUCAAGCGUACCCCCCAAGAUUCCGCAUUAAUGAAUCUGUUAUGCGAAAAAUGAAUCCCUUAGUCGUUGCGGCAACCAGUAUUAAAUUCAAAUUUACAUUCCUGCAUGCGUAAUUAGCAGUGAAUUUUUACGAUAACUUCUUUGUAUUCGGUAAGAUUGAGAAUUCUUUGAAUGGAUAGACAUGUUUGAAGACAUUGACAUCAAAUUCAAGAAAAUUAACGUGGUAGAAAUUUCAUGACUACCUUGCGUGCGAAUUCACUGCUUAUUACGCGUACAGCAAUGCAGUGAUGAAUCUAAAAUCUACAACUACCAAAAAAUGGUUUUCGCGUCUGAUCUGCAUUGACACCGACUUUUUCGCCUCUUUAAACGGCUAUACAGACCUCCCACUCAUAUUUUAUCUAUUAGUUGAUUGUGUAUCUGUAGCCUGAGAAAACAGCCGAGAUUCGGCGACGCUACCAUUGGUUUCCCCAUCAAAUGACGUCUGAGAAACGAGCGCAGAAAUUCCAUACUGAUGACGCGUUACUACCCAGAUCUGGGUAGUGCUUCUGAUUGGUUGAAAUAAAUUUCCCACGCGGCACGACCAAUCAGAAGCUCUACUCAGAUCUGGGUAGUGACGCGUCAUCAGUAUGGAGUUUCUGCGCUCGCUUCUCAGACGUCAUUUGGCGGGGAAACCAGUGGUAGUCUCAGGUUAGUAUCUGUGUGGAAGGCUCCUUUUGCUAAAUUGCUUAUCUGUUUUCUUUUUUUUUUCUUUUGUAAGAUGCUUCAUGAUGUCAGUGGAUCUAAACGUCCUUCUACAAAACACAAAAGGUAACUACAGUCAACUCUGUCGUAAGUGACCACCCUUGGUGCAUGACAAAGGGGUCGCUUACGGGAGGUGGUCGCUUAAAAGCAGUGGUGGCUAUGAGGCAGUUGACUGUAUCCCCUUUUCUCUGCCGUUGACUAUGAUGGAAGCUGGAGUUGGAAUCUGAUUUGGCAGAGUUGGAUGGAUCUAUGUGAUAUAUAUCUAGCCAAUUUUUUGAAAAGUAACCUGACGAAAUUUUUCAGUCAUUUGAGUGAAAAGGGGUCAAACGGCAGAGUUUUUUUCGUGCCCGAGAAGCUCGAAAAUCACACCAACGAAGGAAAAGGAAAGGAGAAAACGAAAAAUCGAGGAGGAAGAAAGGAGGAGAGGCGAAAAAAGCAAUGGUUGCACUCUUACUUUUUACAAUGGCUACUUUGGAGAUUUUUGACCGAAAAAAACUGUUUGUUUACUUUUCCCAGCAUAAUACUUGUUUUUUUUUUAACAAUUUUUUUUUGUCAGGAGAUCUACUGUUGAGAAACAUGUUGAACAGGCCGGCGAGGAUGAAGCUGGCUCCUGCCAUCCCCUUGACCUUAAAAAACUCGAGCUUGACCUGGUAAGACUGCAGGAAAUAGCAAAAUAACUAUGUACACCUCUUAUCGCAAACAGUCAGUUGUUCUUGCAAAAAAAAGUCGCGGAAAGGUCAGUGUAACCAUUUCUCUCUCAGGCCUAGGUCUGACGUCGAACUUUUCAUGAGACGAACCAAACUCUAAUUUGGAUCGACCUAAAGUAACUUAAUUGUCUGUUGGGUCCGACGAACCAAAUCAAAUCAGUAAUAACUUUUCUCCCCAAAGAGGCUAAAGAUACAUUAUCAUACAAAUUUUUAAUUUAUUGGUUUCGUAGUCUGCUAUGUAGCAGACUAACUUAUCCGUUGAUAAAACACAUGUGGAAAAAACCGUGAUUUUAAAUAUUCUUUACUUGUCAUGGCCAAGAAUCCAGAGGCAGUUUUUUUCUGUGGGAGUCCGCUACCUUUUUUCGUUAUGUGCAAAUGUGAUUGUAUCGCAUCGUAUCCCGUGUUUUCUAAUUACGCGCAUUUCCUCAAAUAAGCGCCCAUGCCCUGGGCCACAACAUCAAAUAAGUGCCUCCCCCCUUUCCCUUACUUUCCAAAACAGUAAGGCUGCAAGGAAAACCAUUUUCUAUUGCCACUGUAUAUGACGAUAUUUGAUGAGAUAAGCUAUAUUUUAUGACCUUGCAUAUCGAUACAUCUUUAUUCAAAGUGUAAAUUGGGACUACGGUAUGCUUCAUUACAACAGCUGCUCUAACAAAAGAAAAAUGUUAAUAUUGACGUUACCUUUGUGUAGAUUUUUUUUCAUAGCGAUUUAGCCAAAAUAAAGUUACAGUUCGUUGAAAUGAAUAAUUAAUAAGCUCCCCUUUGAUUAAGCGCCUAUCCUUUUAGCCGAAAUUUUGAAUACGCGCCCGUUUCGGAGGAAAUCCCGUACAGUCGAGGCUCUCCUGGCGACCACUCUCGUAAGCGAUCAGCUGACGUGAAGACCACUUUUUCGAAUUUCCGAGGAGGUCAGGUCGCUAACGAGAACUUCGACUGUAUUUGGUUUUCAAUCUGUUUUUCCGUCGUCAAUUCAUAUUCCAACUGGCACAAUUUCCAUCAGUUUUUGGACAGAUGUACCGACGCUGUAGGCUUGCCAUUCGCUGCAAGACGACUGUACACCAAGGAUGGAAAAGAAGUGCGUAGACUUUCUGAUCUUCAAAGAGACGAGCUUGUGUAUGUUACAUGUGGUGAGCCCUGGAGUGAUCCACAGCUGUCCUACUCUGAACAGCAGAGACGAACGGUGCUGGCAAACUUAGCAUCUGAUAUCUGUCACAUCAGACAAUAUUGUGCCUUGAGGGAUCCAGCAGGUAGGGCCGCCUCUCCAGAACGGCCACUUUCUUUGCCCUGGCGGACAGUCCAUACAUUGACUGUUGUUUUAACCUCUUUACUAUGUCCAGUUAGGUUUGAAUCAGCAGCAUUUUUACCCUUUCAGCCACAAUAUUAGAACACAAAUUCUCCCAAUGGAUCUCCAUACGUUUCCUUGCAUAAUUAGCUGGGAGAAUUUGAUAAAGGAUCAAAGCAUUUUCCCUGUGGUGAUCAUUUUAUCAAUUCUUAUAACCUUUUCUCUUGAUUGUGUAUCGAAAUUGUUAGGAGAAAAUGGAUGGGACUCAUAGGGUUUAUGCUAUUCACUCUUCGCAUUCUCUGUUUUUGCUAGACUUAGUUCUUCAAGUUGAUGGAGCGGCUACCACUGGGUCACCGUUAUCUGUUGCUAAAUGUGCACUGAGUUCGGAGGAGCGAGAAAAGCUGGCAACUGGUCGUGGUGAUGAGGAAUCACCAGGCUUGAGACGUGAGGAGAGGUAUUACCGUAAAUCAUCUAUUAGGCCCCUCGGGGGGCUUACUUAUUUCAGGCCCAUUUCAGGGGGAGGCUUAAUAGAGACGGGGGGCUUAUUUGAGAGGGGGGACUUAUUCAUUUUAUCCCUAUUUACCCCCUUACCCCUUAGUCCAUCGCGGUAAAAUUAACAGUCGUGUUGUUAAAUUAAGAAGGGCACUGUCAAUUAAUCAGUGAUACUCUAAAGCUACUGAGCUACCGUAAAUCCUCUAUUAACCCCGGGGAGAGGGUUAUAUAUUUCAAACACAUUUGAAGCGGGGGGCUUAUUUAAUUUAGAAAAGACGAUGGUAUCAGUUCCCCAUAAAGAGCUGGAAAACAAAGUGGAAAAGCACAAGUACAAGACGGUUGGAGGUCAAGCAGCCGAGGAUCACAAUCUAAUCCGAACUUCCAGUUGGUAAAUCAGUCCGCACGAAGUUUUACAGUCGUGAUUGAUAAAUACAGUCUAUCAUAUAUUAGUAAAGACUGAUCAGGGGGCGGGGGCUUAAUAGAGAGGUGGGGGUAUUAACUUUCUUCCCCUGAAAAUAUGGGGCUUAAUAUAGGAUUUACGGUAACUAAAUUUAGAGUCACGUUUACGCUUAACGGUUAUGGUAAUGUGGUGGAUAAGAAGACAACAGUACGUGCCCUCUGCCUUACGUUAUACAUGAACAGUAAGGCACUGGCUGAUGGUAUUGGUCCAUUAAUGAGCUUUGUAAUUAGCAAUUAUUGAAUGAGGCUGAGUAUCAUUUGAAGAAUAUUUUAUUAAGGAGAUCAUGAAGGGUACUAUCCGCCGAAGCCGAUCAGGCCGAGGCGAAUAACACCCUCCCGGAUCAGUAAACGUGAUCAGAUUGUAAACUUCAUCAUCAUCUUCAUCGUCAUCAUCGUCAUUGCCAUCGUCAUCGUCAUCGUCAUCAUCAAUAUCAUCAUCGUCACCAUUAUUAUCAUCAUCAUCAUCAUCAUCAUCAUUAUCAUCAACAUCAUCAUCAUCAUCAUGACCGUCAUCAUCUCAAACACCAUCGCUAUCGUUAUCAUCGUCAUUGUCAUCAUAUGUUUACAUUUUUCAAAUUCGAUAAAUUCAUAAGUGAAUUUUUUUUAUCUGUUCUUUUAGCCAAGAGGAUAUUUACAGUCAUGCUCUAAGCGCUCACGAGCGUUCUCAUAUCCGUGCUGAGCAGCGUCUUAAGACGUUGCAGUGGCCUUGGGAGAAUGAAAAGACACUCAAGGACGACCCGUCUGUGGAUGACAAAGAAGACAAUGAUUUCCUUGAUGAGGUGAUGUUCUCUGAUCGACAGCUGCAGCGGAAAUUUAGGUACUGAAUUUAAUGUCUCUCAGUAGCAUUAAUUGACGGAUCGUUCAGCAGCACUUCAGAAUGUCAUCCACAGCCACUAAAGUCAAAACCAGCCACAGCAAAAUAGACAGUACCAUAGUAAAUGUACUACUCGGUGGCUUUCAUUUGUAUGUUCAUACUUAAGGACUUUAUCCAGAUUCGCAAAAGUUAAAACAACCUUGUGCAGCUUAAUAAACAGUACCACAGGAAAAUACUGGUCAGCAGCUUUCAUUUGACUGGUCACACAUUAGGAUUUUUAAUUCACCCACAGAGUCAAAAAUUAGAACCACCUUGCACAACUUAAUAAACAGUACUACAGAAAAGUACUGCUCAGUAGCUUUCAUUUGAAUGGUUACACUUUAGGAUUUCAUCCACAGACUCAGAAGUAAGAACCACCUUGCAUACGUUCAUAAACAGUACCACAGGAGAGUACUGGUCAGUGGCUUUCACCUUGAAUCGUCACACUUGAGGAUUCCGUUCUCAGACUCAAAAUUUAGAACCACCUUGUACAACAUCGCAAACAGCUCUACCGGAAAGUACUGUUUAGUAGCUGUCAUUUGCACUUGAAUUCGGUUAAGAGACUCAAGACUUUGUUUGGCCCACCACCAGCUUAAUAUACAGCAGUACAACAGGAAAGUGCCAUAAUAUUAAAUAGGAAAUAGAGCCUCAUUUUAGAUUACGUUCUAGCAAAUAUUGACAGAAUUUAGACCGUUUUAGAGUCUUUACUGCAGCCGUGACUGUGAUUAUUUAUUAAAAGCCCUUGUGUGCUUGCUCUUCUUAUUAGACGGCAGGUUCUAAAAACUCAAGAUGCAAAGCCGGCUGAUCCCUGCCAGAGACAAAGAUGGUCGUUGAAUAAUGAUGGUUUUAUCUGCCUUAAGGGAACACCGUUGGUAUUAGGACUUACUGAAUCCUCUAAUGAGGUAAAGGACCUCGACAUUUUCGGUUUCUUUAUGUACAGACUAAUCUAAUCUACGCAGCCGUUUUGGUCUCGUCUGCGUGGGAGAUUGUAUACAUACGCGCGGGUUGGCGGGCACUUCCUUAUAUUGCCUAUACAAAGACUGUCGCUGGAGACAGUGUAUGGUAUUUUGGCCUCUCCUUCCUGAACAGGGAAUAUAAAUGUUACGCUUCCAGUAUACAGGUUCUUGAUUUUUUUGUAAUUGCAUAUUUGUCAUCAAAAUAGAAUUUCUUUUGUUAUUGUCCCAUUUGACAUGAAGGUACCGAUAAAAUGCCACGACAUCGCUUCGUAGCACACAUUGAAUUAUAAUUAUCCUUUCGUCUAAAGAACGACGACCUAAUGUGGUAAUGACAUUGUACACUCUAUUUCCCAUAGAUUCCGUUCGAUACGUUUAGUUAGAAUUAUUCUUCAUGCUUUCCCGAUGCGCCUUGUGCGGUAAAAUGACCUGUUGGCUGUUGUUUUUCAGGGAAAAUCUGAAGUUAUUCUUUGUAAGAAAAAGCUUGAGGAUUUUACGCAGAGAUGGGUUGUGGCGGAAGAUGGGUGAGAUUCACAUUCAAGUAUUUGUUUUCUUUCAUAUAUUUAUUGAUAUUAUGCUCUAGACCUUUUGUGAGGAAGCAGUUUCCUUGUACCGCCUGUAACGUUAUCUAAGUUGAGAGAUGAUUUAAUUGGCCAUAUUGUUAUGCCAGAUUGUGUUGAAUGGCACUAUGGGACUGGUUUGAGACGUAGUUUGAUCCAGUUCCUUGCGCAACCUCUACUUGGAAUAGCCACUAAAAUAAGGCCUAGCGUUCCUAAAGCAGUCCCAUUGUGCCAUUCGAUACAGCACUGACCUGAUCUAAUGCGCAACCUCAAAAUAGAUAAACAAAAAUAUCAAUAAUUGAUUGCAGAGAAACAGCACUUUUUGUGCAAAUCUUCAAAUUGCAACGCUAGUCGAGUUGGGCUAGGGUUAAUGGUUAGAGUUUUCCAUUAACAUACUACAAUUAUUGGGAUAGACAAAUUAAAAUUACUUUACAUUGCAUUGGCAAAUCAUGCACUUCGCAAAAUGGCCAAUUAAGUAUAUCUGACUUCUUUACCAACCAUUCUCGGUUUUUCCGUGAACAUUAGUGAGUUUACUCAACAGGACGGCAGAAAGAAGAGGACGGCAAAACGCUUGUGUGUGACAAAGGUCACAGGGCUACGGCGUCUUUUGUCGUGAUCUUCACUAAACCUUAAAGUUUUCUGGUCUUCUACAGAAAGUCCUUUUUAAAGGAGGGUGAAGUUUGGCGGAAAGUUUUUUUCAAGUAAAAUUAUUGUCACGCUUGUCACACAAGGUUUGUCGUCUUCUUUGCCAAGACAAGACAAGAAAUUUAUCAUGAUAGUAUUGCUUACAAUUUCUUGGCACGCAGUUAGCAAAAACGCUAGUCGUAGCGUGCCAACAAAUUAAUUCUAUUACAACCAGACAUCACGUGAUAAUAAGUAAAAAGCAAAAAAAAAAGAAAAGAAAAGAAAGAAUAUUUGAAAAAAAAAAUCCUUUUCUGUCACUUUGCUUUAAAGGUUUUAGGUAAUAGAAUUUAACAGAGGUUCAAACUAAACUAGAGCACAAAAUAGCGCGACCUCGCUCAAAGGCCAUGCGCUGACUGGCCACUCCCAUCGUGACAUGCCACUCCAGUCGUGUUGCGUAAGUUCACUGUUACUGAGGCAUGGAUGAAGUCCUGUGUCAUAUAAGUUACCGGCCUGCGGCGAUGUAAACGGCAUUACGUAUAACAAAAGACCAAAUAUGAUCGUGGCUUUAAUCUUUUAUCUUUAAUCACAGUUCGUAACCAUACAUAACUGAUACAAAUGAACUAAUACUUACAUAUAUAAUCGAACAAAAAUACAAAAAUGGUUAACAGGACGGUAGAAGGGGGAAACCAAAUUCCCAUGCUAAGACAUACUCUCCAAAAAAGAAAAAAGGGAAAAAAAUUAAUUAAUUAAUAUAUAAACAUAUAUAUUAAAAGACUAUAAAUUAGACUAUAAAUUAUAAACCUAGAUGCCUAAUAAUAAUGCAUAAACUUAUAUUAAAGACACUAUGCCUAGUAUUUUAAGGUAAAUUAUGAACGAAGGUACUUAAUCAGUGAAACUUUAAAAGACUGAAGGCUAGGAGAUGACAUUACUUCAGAAGGCAAGUAACUAACCGCCAUGUUUUACGCUUUACUGCAGCUUUAUAUAUCAGCGUUCCAAUCAGCAGCUUGUUUUAACAGUUACCACCCCUCCCCUGGGGAGCGAUCCGUUCAACCUUGACUACACCCCCGCACAAGGCUUUGAAGGCGCAGCCGUGAUUGUAGCCCAUCGCAAGAGUUGCGCAAAUGGAAAUGCAAAUCAGUUGUGGCGGUUUGAUCCUAUCACUGGCUUUAUUGAGGCCAUAGCUGCAGACACAACGAACAAAGGUAUACUGUGUACUCUCCUUUCCAUCUUAUUCCUUGUAGACACCUCAUUAUCACGGGUACCUUUCUCAUACCGACUGUCGGGACGCAUAGCAGUUAACUCCCUAACAUGUCUGACAGUUUUUCAAUGGGGGAGGGGAAGGGAGAAAUCAGGCGCGGGGCGCCUGGGAGAAAGGGAAGAGGGAACUCCUUCUUCCUCGCGUUUGCCACGCAAGUGAUUAGAUCCCCAGGGAAACUCACAGAGGAUUGACCGGGAAAAAAUUCUUGCAGUUACAGAAUCUUGCUAUUUCGGACAGGAGUUGUAUCGUGUAAAUAAAACCUACAACUGACAUUCCGAUUAUCGUCUGUUUGGUUUACAUUGUGCGAUUUUGUCUUAAAAUUAUCGAAGGCUCGUCGUAUUCUUCAAAGUUGUACCGUGUAAAUCGGUUUUUAUAAUAAAGAUUCAAUUACUUACCAAUCGAACUUGUUGUAGAUGUAAUUAUAAUAUUUGUUAACCCCUAAUGGAAAUAUUUUUAAGGAAAUUAUUUUCACACCCCGCUAUUAUGGACCCUUGCAGUUUAGAACACGAACUUGCGGUCCUAAGGUUUUCCGCAAUUACGGGGAUCGAGUGUAAUAUAAUUCAAGUUAUCUGUCAAUUGUUCUUUGUAAGUAACAGCUUCGGUUCCAGCUUAACCUGUCCUUAGUUGCAUUGUUCGAUGGAUAUUAAUCGAGAUAAAAGGAAUUGUCGUCGUAGCACAAAGUAGAGGAUAAGUUAUGUCCAUCCGCCAUCAUUGGCGUCCACGACGUCCAAUGUAACCGCACCUGUUGUCGCCUUCCAUCCAUAUAAGCUGCCUUAGUACUUAUAUUUUCUGUGUUAUUGAUAAUUUCAGAAAUCAGUGCUGCGAACAAAGCUAAUGUGUGUACGUUUGCUGUUCUUGGACCUCAACAAGUUCCUCAACCAGUACGUAACUGCUAAUAAAUAGUUGCAUGGACAUUAGGGAGCUUAUUAUAUGAACAAAUCUACAAGUCAUGGACAACUAAACAUAAUAGUCUAACUGACUAUCUGACUUACUGAUUUAUUGCUAUGGAUUCAUCGGCUUUUCCUGUUGCCCAGAAGUAAGGAAAGGCUGAUUGUUGUCUUCGCUAGUGUAAUUUGAAAUUAACUGUCUUGUUUAGCUUGUCAAAAUGACGUUUUUGUCAUAACCACAGUGGGCGUAAAAGGACAAGCCGCUCAUUUGCCGCCAUUCUGCUCAGUCUUUUUUUGUAUUAAUGAGGCGCCCGAGUUAUUCAAAAGCCGGAUUCAGGAUAGCGCUAUCCAUCGCCGGUUAAAUCUCUGUCCAGUGGAUAAGUAUUAGGGGAACCGAUUACACUAUACACUGGUUAGAGAUUUAUUCAGUGGAUAGUGUUACCCAUCUUUUGAACAUCUGGCCCCAGUUGUUCGAAAAGAGGAUAACGCUUUCCAAAGUCGAGUUUGCAGGUAAGCUCCUUCGCAUAAGAAGAUCAAGAAAGCGGCGCGAUAGAUGCUGGCCACCGAUUGGGCACAAGUACCGUGCGAGCAGAGGUUUCUCUUUUGCUUGGCUUUUACUCACGGGGCGUAAACAAACCAACUAUGCGACACACACGCCACGCGAAUAACUUCGUAAAUGCUAAAAGCCAUGCGAGAGAGAAACCUCUGCUCGCAGCGUAGGGCACAAAAAAAUCACUGACAAGCAUUCGAAUGAGUCGUGGAACUGGUUUGUUAAGAGUAGCACCCCAGAGGCUCUCUCACCCGUUCUUGAAAACUUCCGGCACCGUUAUUCCUGACCUAGCUGACCGCCCCUGGGUCUCCGAGGAUGUGGUGGUCCAGUUCGGAGACCGAAUAUUUUCUCUUCCCUCAUGUGCACCCGUUGUGAGUCGUCGCCACUAUAAAGGCAUUUUUAGACAUUCCUUUCUGCCAAUUAUUGUUCAAAAAGUAUAAUUUUAGCGGGUAAAAGCGCUUAUAACCCUCAAGUGAUCAGCGGCAAAUGAAUGAACUUUAACUUCUUCUUUAGGGCUACGUAUACAUGGCGGGAACAACUAAGGAGACGUACCUUUGUGAAGCUUGUGGGAAAUCGUCUAGAGGACGACACAAACUGCAGCGUCUCCAUCAAUACCAUUCUGGCUUUGCUUGUGCACUAGGAACAGGUAACUACUUUACAGGUAUAGCGGGUUACAGAGAUCAGUUUAAAAAUCACUGGUACUCAGAUAUCAAGAUAUCAAGUUAGUAUUAAUUGAGGGAAUGUAGGAAAGCAAAUCGGCAUCACAAUAUGUUGUACCAAGAUACACCCACUUCUCGAAUAUGCCUCCCCAGCUAUAAAUUAAGAUCUCAACCAGGAGGGGUAGCAAUACCAAAGUCAAGAACGCAAAGACAUACUAACUUGUUUUUAACAAGAGCAGCAAGACUCCUCCUUUUAUGAUCCGUACUUGUCUUUUUUACUUACUUUUAUUAGAAAUCCACUUAAUAGGAUUUCAAAGUAUAUGUUUUUCCCCUUUAAUUAUGUAAAUCCAUUGUAUAUGUUAUUUUAAAAGAUGGAUAAAUAAAGCGUAUUAUUAUUAUUUUUAUUUAUUAUUAUUAUUAUUAUUAUUAUUAUUAUUAUUAUUAUUAUAUUAACUCAGUCGUUAGUUAAGAGCGAUCAGCAGCAAUUUUCGUUUCCCUUUGUAAAAGUGAAUGCUUUACAAAAGAACACAUUGUUGAUGAGAAUAAAGGACAUGAUCACACAAGAUGAAUCUAAUUGAUACUUCAACAAAUUCUCCCCACUACUUCUAUUGGAAACGAAUGGACACAACAAAUGAGAAUUUGAGUUUUGAUGUUAAAGUUUAAAAGGUUAAAAGCGAGUCUCUAUCAUCCUGUCCCAGUUGCUCAAAGGAUGGAUAACAUUAUCCAACUUUUGAGCAACUGGGACCUGGACAAAACCAAUGACAGAAUUAGAAAGAACGAUUCUGCCUCUCAUAACCGAAUGGAGAAAGCUUCUCACGAGGGAAAUGUCUUUUAUCUUGAACAAUAUCAAAUCAUGGUUUAUCAGUGGUCUUUGUUAUUGAAAGAUGUAUUUCAUCGACGACGGCAACCGCAGCGAAAACGUCAGUUUUAAAAUGAAUUCCCUUUUUUUAAUCUUUGUCGCGCUUUUCCAAUUUGCUGAAAAUGGCCAAGUGUAGGCGAAUUCCCAAGAGAGGAAAAAGAGAUUCGUCGUCGCCUGUUUACGUCCUCCAUAAAACUUGCAAUUAGUAUAGGCAUUUUCACGUCGUGGUCGUGCAAGGACGGUAAAGAAAUGUACAAAAAUGCGUGAUGCACGUUCAAAGUUGUUGUUUUGCGCCGUCGUCGUUGCUAAAGCUCGCUAAUAUAACAAGCAUGAGAUGUUGUGUUUCAUCACCAAAUGAAACACCGAGAAGAGAGUGGAAAAUACGACGCGCAGCGGAUUAUUUGUGACGAUUUUCGAGGCGUUUCAUCUGGUGAUGAAACACAGUGUCGAAUGCCUGAUAUUACUUCUCAAACAAAAUGAUUUUAGCAGGAGAAAUUAAGCAUGAAAAAAUGAGCAGUUUUUCAUCUGAUUUCCAAACACUCAUAAACAUUAAUUUCCUUUGUAUUUUCUUUAUGAAUUAUUAAUGAGUUUGAGAAGAGUACGUCAACAGCAAUCAGCAGUAGUCCAUCUCCCUUUAAUAAAGCAUCACAAAAAGUUUUGGUUUUGAUCUGGAUUUAACUGUUUUUCAGCUCAAGAACAAGGCCUUCGGCUCAGCAGUUCUUUCAAGUGCUUGAACAGCAAGGUAUGUAAGAAGUUACUGUUCUUGUGACUGGUCUUUCGGGACACUCUUGUCAGGACGUUUCGCCAAGUUAACAGAAAACAAGAGAGCGAAGUUAAUCAGUUUUCUGGCGGAAUUACCCUAUAUAUUGUUAGAUUCCACUUCUCUCCCAUCCUCUUCUGAAUAUGAAAAAUUAAGCCCGCAUCAAGCGUCGUGUUACUGUCGUGCAUAACUUAAUUCGUAAAUAAUUAUUUAAUUAUAUGGCCAAAAGAACGUUUUUUUCUUGCGGAACCAAAGCGAAAAUCCAGAGCUGGCAAGAUAGGGCCAUUUUGCACGCCCGCUAUGUUAGCCAAUCACCCAAUCAGAACACAGGAUUCACUUCGUCUUACCCGCAUGUAGACCUAGCCAUUUAUUAAGUGUUCUCUGCACCUCGGACUAACAAAUCAUAGCGUGUAAACCGGUCUUUAUAUUCGCCAACAGGUUGAUUUGUCCACCUUAGAGGCUGAAGCCACACUGGACCUGUGGGAACACCAGCUGGAACGGCUGAGAAAUGAAGGCAGUGUACGGACUAUCACUCGUGAACUACAUAUGGCUCAGAGCGUACGUGCUGUCAGAAUAAAGGCCUUCAAGAAUGGAGAGGGAAGCAGGAGUGAGGGCGAAAUACUCAUUGGCUCUAGUAUUCACUCGGUGUGUAUGCAUAUGAUGUGAUAAAUUAGGCUUUUUGUACCUUUGCCAAAAGCGCCUAAACCCUGAAUUGGGGUGAAUUGACAAUGCCAAAAUUGUACGCAUAAACCAAUUAGUCCGCUACUGGACUUACUUUUUAAGACCGAAGUGAAAUCACUUUGUUUUUAACACGGACAAGCCUUUCUUAGCAGUGACUUCUUUUAAAAAAAUGGGCAGCUCGAGUUUUUAAUAAAGUUAAAUUUAUUUAACACAGAUAACAAAGAGGAGCGAGGGCGUGGUCAGCGGUCAGUCGUUUAGCUCAAGCGCAGUCCACCUUGCUUGCAUCACCUCCAUGUGCUCAGUACAACGUUUUCCUGGUGGCCACUCUCUUCGUUUAGCCUUUGAAUCAUUCUUUUUCCCCCACCCCUCCCCCCUUUAUUUUUCCACCGAUAAAUCAGUGUGACAGGUGCCUGGUUUGAUUGGCGUGGGGGCUCAUGGCUGGAGGGCGCUGGUUUGCUAGCCAUGGGGGCGUAACUCUGUCUAGGGGCUGGCGGUGCCAAAAGUGGAAGCCCCCGGACAUCCCGGGCACCCACCUCCACUAAGCGACGCAGUUGUUAAACUCUCUAUAUGGUAACCUGAGAUCAGGCUCUAUUUUCGUUUCGCUUUGAAAAUUACAUUCCGGCGCAGACAACCUCUGACUCUCUCAAACGGUCACCUAGAGUUGUUCCUUCAGUUGCCGUUCUUCAGUCAGUUCCUUUGACCCUCCAUAAGGCGAACACCUCUUUCAAAAAGACACCUAAAGUUGAUCCCUGCUGUUCUUCCGUCAUUUUCUUUGACAAUGUAUAAGGCGAACACCCCUCUCAAACGGACACCUGGAGUUGUUCUUUGCCGUUCUUCAGUCAUUUCCUUUCACUCUCAAUAAGGCGGACAUCUUCUAAAACGAUCACCUACAGUUGAUCCCUAAUGUAUUUGUAAGACAUUUUUUUCGCUCUCUAUAAGACAGACGCUUCCCUCAAGCCGUUACCCAGGCAUUAUACUACUCUAGCAUUAAGUGUGAACACCCCUGUUAACUGUGCUUUCUUUUACUGGUUGUUUUAGCUUCUGGACCAGUGCACUGUAAAACUCGGAUUACCAUCGGCAGCUCGCCGUCUCUACACUUGUUGUGGAGAACUUAUAACGGAUAUUCAACAACUUAUCAGACCCUAUACGUACAACACAGUACAAUAUAUGGACAGCGGAGCACCACAAACAGACGCAGAGAGGAGUGGCAAGGUUUGAUUUACUAAUAAGUUUGUUUUCAUACUUUGUUAUCGUUUCCUGCUGAUGACAAUAAUGUCACGCUAACAUCCCCUUGCCACAUACAUUUUUUAAGGGGCUGGUAAGUGUUAUUUUAGUCCAUCCAUUUUUUCCGUUUCUUUUGAGCUUUUGAUUUCUUAUCGGCAACGAGACACCGAAAGGCGUUCAUUCGGCUGCCAUAAGACCUUGACCAGACAGAAAUACUAUAUUAAAUGAAAACGAGAAGUUUACCAGAGCAGACAGCCAACAGCUCUGUUCAGGCCUGAGUUCUGUUAUAAAAGAAAAACAACCCCACUAAAUCCAUCCCGAUCCACGGGCUAUAAAUAGGUGAUAAUCCAAUUUAUGUUCGUCACGAAAACGCAUUUUUCUACAAUAUAAAAAUAUUACGUUACAAGAUGAUUUUUUCCCUUUCGUUUCUUGUAUAUUUUUCUUGAACUUUGCAUUUUAAAGACCAUCCACUAUGUAUUUCAUCGACACAUGCUUCAAACAAGUAAAAAGAUCAAUAGAUAGAUAGCAGGUUUUUUUACCGUAAAUAAAUGUGAGUCGAGGAUUUGCCCGAGUCUGCUAUUUGUCUCACUAGUGACCAACGUAUUUUCAUGGAAGAAAAUUUAUCCUGUUCUUGAUACCUUGACGUUUUAUCGUUUUAUCGCGAGUUGUGUAAAGGUUUGAUUUAUAAUUCUCUCCAAUCAUUACUAUGUCUUUUUCUUAGAUCCCCGAAGAAAGAAUCGCCCGCAAAGGCCAUGCAGUAGAUGUUGUUGAAGCUGAAAACAGGGCUUUUUACAAACCCAAGGAAGGGAAGCUAACGGCAGCUGAACAAAGAGAGAAAGAACUCUUAGAAACAGAGGCAUUUGAAAACUUACACAUCAAUGAUAAUGAAGAGGAGGAGGAGGACGAGCGGUCAUCCGGGAAUUUAACUUAUCGUGUGAGCGAGGGAAGGACUGGCACCGUGCCUGUUGUCAGCAGCAAAGAACAACAAGAUCUCCCAAGAUGGGACGCAAGGUGGCCUAUUGACGUUUGGGUGUCCUGUGGUGAGCCGUUUGUGCCUUUGGAAGGUGUGUUUCAGGAUUACCCCCAGCGUUUGUGCGAAGCUUAUAAAUGCUGCGUACUUGCCCUCAAGCAUACAGACGUCUUUAAAUUUUCGCAACUUUUGCGGAGCUGUAACUUCUCUUACUUAAGGUGUAUCACUUUCAAACUUGGCAAUUUCACUACCUUUUAGGCGCUCUUUUGAGUGGUGUCGACAGAUUUUCCCUAACUGGUCCAAGUCAAAAGUUUACAACCCCUGGAAGGGCCUUUUGACUUUACGCCAUGCACCGUAGAUAAGGACGACCAUCUAUUAAUGCCCCCAUGGUAUAAUACAUUGAAAUUUUGAACCUCAAGGUUAUUAAAGCCAAAAUUCGUGUCUUCGCAAUCAAACACUUUAAUUUUACCCCCGAGUUUCGAACUUUUGGUUGUUCAAACAGCAUUUGUUUUCCCAGGGGAUUCAAAAAGGGAGGGAAUGCUAUGGCACAAUGCCUAAAUUUUCGUCACGCUUGUCUUGUUCUGUGGCAAGUUGCAGAAAACCCUAGGUCUGACGCAACUGCCAACCUUCGUCUGGACUGAACAUCGCGUAAAUCCUCUUUUAUGAGUAUUUUAAAUUUAUUACUUCUGUUCAUCCCUAUGCAACUCGCCAAUCAUGCUCUGGUAAACUUUAUGUAGCCUCUGUCAAUAUCAGCCAAAAUGGCUUGCGCUCCCUAAAAUUUGCUGGUUUUCGCUUUUGGAAUUCUCAGUCAACAAAUAUAAGUAACUUAAACUCUCUUAGAGUAUUUUGUAAAGCCCUAAAAGAACUCUAUGCUUUGUUGUUAUAUUAAUUAAUUAAUUAUCUACCGUAGCGUGAAGAAAUACUUUUUAUUAAAUACUAUAUUCUAUUAUCCUGUGUGUAAUUGUAAUUUUGGGAUCAUUCACUAGAUUAGCUUUUCCUUUUUGGAUGAUCCCAACUCGCUCCUUAUCUAGAGACUACAAUUUUUAUUCUUUACUUUAUAUGUAAAUGUAUUUAUUUGUCUCUCUCUUUUUUUCGAUUUUUGUCAAAUUAGCCUGCGAAACAGCCGUUUCUCCUUGCUCCUCGCCGCUAGGCUAUGGACGUUUCUUCAAGAAACGAAACGUCCCCAGCGGCGAGGAGCAAGGAGAAACGGCUGUAUUCGCAGGCUAGUGUCACAUGUAAACAGAGCUGAGUGAUGUAAAUCUUCUUGUCUGGUUGUACCUUUGUUUUGAUGUUUAGAAGCUGAUAAACAAUACCUGUUGUCUAUGAAGCACAGAGAAGAAAGAACCUGGGUCCAGGCGUAUCUAGACCAAGAGAAACAUGUACUAAGGCACAUGCAGGGUGAGUAAACAAUAGGCCAUUACCGAGCUGCUUCAAGCCUCGGUUUUAAAGCGAGGCCAGUGAUUGAUAACGAUUUUUUAUUCUCGUGCAAAUGAAACUCAUUUUCUCAAGAACAAGAAAGUUUCCCACUUAGCCUGGUUUUGAAAGUGAGGGCUUUUGGAUCUCGGAAAUGGUAUUUUAAGUGGGAGUGGAAUACAAUGGUCUGCUACACAGCCGUUCUUUGUGACGUCAUGCAACGCUCCUCCCCAUAAACGUUAGUCUCCCUCGCAGCUGUUUUUUGGGGGAACGUUGUGUGACAUCCAAAAAACGGCUGCUGAGAAACGAACCAAUUUUGUGGGGGGAGCGUUGCAUGGCAACAUAAAGAACGGCUGUAUAGUAGCCGCUAUGGCACGGCAGCAGCGAACUGGCCACAGCCUAUUGAAUUUUUUUCUUUGUUUUAUGAAAAAUGAAAAGACCUGAAACACCAAAUUAACAAAUGUAUGUACCAGUUUCGAAUUAUGAAAAUUCAUACCUCAUUCAGACGUAUAGCGUUACUUAGCGGCAUUGAGAUUCAGGGAUGAAUUAUUUAUUUCAUUUUGUUCUAUUUCCCUCAGCCUCGGAGUCAAGUGUGACUUUUUAUAAUUCAAAAUUGGCUUAUCCAGUGAAUCGAUUAAAAUAUGAAUCAGGAUGAGACAUCUGAAGGUUUGGACUAAUGAAAACGCCCGGGUGGAGUAUUUUUUUGGGAGCAAGUGUUCACGUACGGUCGUCAAGAUGUUUGAAAAUAACAGUAGUAUUUACAAGAAAGGAGUGCUUUCGACGGGGAAGGGGAAUUUGGUAGUGAUGUCAGGGCGUGUUCAUUCACGUGACUGGCGUCGAAACAGAGAAAAGUUUGAUGUGAGACGUAAUGAAGACUGCACCCUUCCGACGCAUUUAAAAUUUAUAAUUCGUUUGCCAGGGCGUCGAAUCAAUGGCAGGAGUCCUCCAUCCUCCCCCAGGGGGGUAGUGUUAACACCAGCAUGGCACGAGCCCACCCGGGCUGAAGAAAAGAAGGAAGAAGCUAUAAGCGAACUCAAGGUACAACUACCCCAUUUGAUCAAAAUUUAAUUUGCAAGCCUAGGAAUCAUUUUUCUUUUAAAAAGGACCCAUGUGUGACGUAUGCUGACGUCAAACGGGCAAAUUUCACCACCAAGUCAUGUUUAGAAAUUUUAAAUUUGCAGCCUGCGACCAAGCUCUUUAGGGAUCUCUGGGGCGGAGAGCCCAGAAAGCUUGCUCGCCGGCAAGUAAAUUUAUGAAGUUUUGAAUGAAUUAAUUUCCAAGACAGUAUAGUUAAAAAGAAUACGCAUGCACAAAGAGUGCCAAUACGGAGAAUUUUGUUAGUAACCGACGAAGCUUCGUGAUGAAAUACAUAAGGGCUUCUAUCCUGAAAAACGCUGACCGGUAAAUGACAGACGCACACUGGUGCAAUUAUAAAGUAACUGUUGUACUAAGUCCAUCUUAAAUCGUUUUGCAUCAAUUUCUAGAACCAUCUUCAGGAAGUGAAGUCACGACAGAAUCAGGGUGAAGCUUUCUUGAGUAAGGCAGCUAAAGAAUCGACGCAACGGCUGUACUCCAAACCCAAAACGGUAUGUUUUUGUUGUUGUUGUUGUUUUGUUUUUGGAAGACGAUGAUCUAUUGAAAGAGAAGUGAAGCACCACCUUUACCACAAACGGCUGCUUCUGUUCCCUAAAACAACUGACGAAAAAAUAAUCAGUUUGAAAACCAAUCUCUUCACGUUGAAAACGGCAAACGUAAAGUAAAUCAGUGGCGGGAAAUUAAGUUGAUCACGUGUUAUCCCGGUCGUUUGCCAUUUUAUGGUACUUAAUAGAUACAUUUAGCAUUGAGCUUUUCGCUUCAGUUACGGCUGACGUGAAACCACGGCUUGAUGUCUCACGUUUGCCGUUUGAGGUUUGAUCACAGGGUCCAGAGGAGUUUCGUGUGAGUAAAUGAAUUACUUAUUUUGAGUCUCACCUUGAAAAAUGUCUAUACCUGUCGCUUAGCACGAUAAAUUAGCCCAAUGGGAUCUUUAUGAUCUACUGUGAACGAUUUCUUCGCUUCUUAUCUGACCCAGAUCGACUUUUGAAUAUCAAUAACCGCAAGCCAUAUCCUCGCUGGCGUACGGCCCGAAGGGUGACCGAAAGCCGUCGCCCGAAGGGCGACCAAGCAUACUGUAAGCCGAUCUUGCAAGCCCUUAGUCUCUUGGUUUGCGGUCUAUAGAAUGUGUAACGAAACUGUAACGCGAUCAAAAUAACCCAUUUUUUCAGAGGUUUUCGACGGGUUUUGAUGUUCUAACGACAAACAAAUCUCCUCUGGACCCUGUGGUCUGAUCCUGUCCCUACUUUAGCACAGCGUUGUUACGUUACAUCAUCGGGACUUCAGCCUUUAUUUUAGAAAAUCAACAGCAGAAAGAUCUGUGUUCGCUCUUUUGCGUUAAUUUACACUUAAACAUCUACAAAAAUGCCUUUUUUGCAAUAAAUUUUCAAAUGAGAAAAAAGCAGCUCAAAUCGCACAGGUAAAUGACAUGCUUGAAAACUCGCGUUGAAAACCGCAAAUGAGACUACAGAGCCUCGGGUCAAGUGGUCCCCAGCCGUUCGCUUUAGAGGUUUCGGCCGGAAAGCUCGGUGCUUAGGUCUCUACUAUCUCUCAUAUAAGGUAUUUUUUACUCUGACUUUACCAUAGGUGCGAGUUAAUGCUGUUCCGAAUGGCGAAAGUAAGCAGAGAGCUGUGGUUGUAUUUGGGGCCAGCGUGGAAGAGGUUCGUGAAUGGUGAUUGUAUUUUUUUCUGUCUGUUAAAUCAUACCUCCCCAAUCAUCUAGAGAUAACAGUUUGAGAAAUUCGCAGGAGCUUAAUGUGCCUGAAAACAUUAUCUAAGAGUGGAGUUUCGGCAUUUAAAAGCUGUUCUUUGCCCCUGCAUCUCUACUUGUCGCUAUUUAUAUUUCAAGUUCCGUACCAAAAAAAAAAGGAAAGGACCCUUCCAACCUUUUGAUGUCCUUAAAAUUAGUUAUACUCGCAGAAUCAAUUAUAAAGCAUGCAGCAGGUUUACUUUUUGAUUAGCGCACCAAAUCCUAUGGUGUGACCUCUUUUACGUGUUAUAUGGCCUGGUCGGAAGCAUUUUUCUAGUCAAAUCGGGUUUCUCGUCGGCGGUUGAGUGAAGAAAUGCACGGAUGUCACAAAUUUUGGUCUGUUUGUUUGAUGUUUGCACAUAAUGCUCAUGUAGCAAAGCAGAGUCAGUUAUAUUUAUGUGAAACCUCUUUUGCAGUGCUUUCAAAUGGCACCAUUUUUCCCCCAGUAAUUCAGUUGAAGUUGAUUAGUUUUCUUGGAUCAUGUUUAAGACUAUUAAAAGAGAAAUUUAGCUAAAUGUGUUGUGGUAUUGUGCAGUUGUUAGAUGCUUGCACCACUCGCUUGGACCUGAGUAGCGCUGCAAGGAGACUGUUUAGCCUUGAUGGAGAUGAGGUGUGUUUCGUCUUAGUUUUCUGUCUUCUUUGGUAGCCUAAUUGAGUAAUACCCAUUAUUACUACACGCGGCCAAAUGACAAACUGCCCUCUCUAAAACGCUCCUUUUCGCGGGCCAAACGGCAAAGUACGGGCUGUAAAUGGAAUUUGCAGCCCUGAACAUGAUUUCGUAUUAAACAGUCUUUCCUUAUGAAAUAGAUUUGAACGAUUUGGCCUUGUGUAUUGAUAAUAAUGAUAAUCACGUGACUUUUGUCGGGCGUAUAGGUUAUUUGUGUCGCUCGUAACAUCAUUUGCACCCAAUGCUCCACUCCGGCGCAAAUGAUGCUACUCGGGCCACAAAUCAACUAUGUGCCCUCCAAAAGUCAUGUGAUUGUCCUAUUUACAUCAUGCAUCAAAGUUACAGUUUCAUUUCUUUCCAAGUAGUAUCGCAUUAAAUUUUGUGAUAGCCCUCUUAAGCUGGAUUUGUUUCUUUUUCCUUUACAAGCAAAGUGAUUUUACACUCGAGAAAUGUCAAGACUUUUGGAAGCAGAUUUCUUGAGAACACCACCACAUGCAAUGAGAAAUAAACAAACGAAGCUUAACAGGGCUGUUGCGUACGUUCUUAUUGCUUUGCUUAGUGAUUGGUUAAAAAAUUGUCGUGUCACUUUCUCAACCAAUUAGGUUAGAAGUGAAAUCAAAACAAACCAUUCCUCAGUCACGUGCCUUUUCCUGCGCCUGGCCCCCGCUGUGAUUGUAUCUUUCGAGAUCUGAUUGUUCAUUGGUUUAUCUGCACCUGUGAUUGGUCAAAGUAGAUGACUUUGGGUUUUGGUUUACACUCGAUAAAAAUUGCCUUUAAGCCAAGCCAGGUCUAGCGUAGGUAGUUCGGAAAUUUCUGCCAGAAGUCGUCAUGACAGUUUUUUUAUCCAUGGUGGUUUUAUUUUCAAUGUGACCGAAGACUGAGUUGUAGUCAAAAAUGCACUGCUUAAAGGAAUGCAGAUAUGAAUUUGAUAGUAGUUGUGGCAAUCACUAAGGGAUUCAUUUUUCAAAUAGUGAAUUCAUUAUGGAAUCUUUGUAGAUAUGCCUGACUGAAGUGGCUGUAAUAUUAUACAUUUUCAUGCUUUUACACCCUAAUUUCAUUGAUUCGUAAUCGCAAACUUGUGUGCACAUGGAGACCUUUCGAAUGUGUCACAUGGCUGUUUCUUCGUCAUUUAGAUAACUGACGUCGAUGAUUUGGAAAGAGACCAGUAUGUUUGUGUGAGUUGCGGAGAAGGGUUCCUUAGAGCGAGAGGUAAUGCUUUGAUGUGUUUGCUUUCUAUGUGUCUUUGCCGCCCAAGGUCUUAAACCCUGACCCUAUUUAAGGAUGAAACAAACGAAAAUUUAGGAUCAUCGUCCGUGUCUGGGAAACUGCUCACCUACCCCUCCCCUAAGCCAACAUUGACACUUACUUAAUUGUUAUUGGUUGGCGUAGGGGAGGAGUAGGUGAGCGGUUUCCCAGAAACGUAAUAUGAUCCACGAUUUAUUCCCUAGACUAUUUAAGGCCCAAACCUGAAAAAUGAACCAUAUUAAAGAGAAAACCAAAAACUAAAUAAUACACAAACCUUCAUUAAAUCGCUUUCCUAAUACUUUAAGGAACAGUUCAGUUUUAACAGAUUAUUUGUUUUCCGCGUAGCUAGGCAUUUAUGCACUUAAAUUUUAGCUGAUACAAUUACGGUAUCCUAUCCAAGGAUCAUACCGUGAACACAGCGCCAACAAAGGCAAAAAUGAUGCCCUAUUUUAAGAUCAGGAUCAAGACCCCCAAAUGUUAUACCCUUUUGGGCAGCACAUAGCAACAUCUAGCCCAAAUAUGCGAGUACAACAGGGGCCUUUAAACCCUAAGAGUGAUCAGCAUCAAAUUUCUCCUUCUAAUAUCAGUGCUUUGUAAAACAGAGUGGUCAUGAGAAUCACGGUCUUGAUCACACAAGAUGAAUUUGCUUUAUAUUUUAUCAACUUCUCUCCACUACUUCUGUAAGAAAUAAAUAGGGGCAACAAAUGAGAAUUCAUAUUUUGAUCUUAGGGUUCAAAGGGUUAAACGAAGGUAAUUGUACUCACAGCACUCUACUAGCUCAACACUGUUGAGAAGCAAAGAUUUAGCAGUUGUGAGAGCAUUCGCCCCCCAUCAUUGAAGUUAUGCUGUGUUCAAGUCCCGGCAUGUACGUGGGCCGGGUUUGCUUUGGUCUUCGCCCUUGCUCUGGGGUUUUUUUCCCGGGUAUUUGGGUUUUCUGUCUCCUCAAAAACCAGCUUUUCUCAAUUCCAAAACGAUCAGGAACACACGAACACUUUUAAACGUUUUCUUCAGAGUUUCUUCGUGCUUCGUGGUUAUUCAACUUACAUUUCUAUGAGCAUUUCAAAAAUUUGUAUCCUGUUUUGUUCCACUGCAGAUCGGCAGCAUCGCCAAGAGCUGAAAGCCACCUGGUCUCGAUUAAACAGACAAUCUGGCGGAGCAAUGAUCCCUGGAGCUGGUCCGGUUACUAGGAACAGUGUAAGUAUACGUACGUCGGUAGCGUGAAAGGGCUUGAAAGAUGAAAUAGACUGAAAGAGGUGUGGUGUUUUUGGAUAUUGUUCUCCGUAUCAGUGGCUAAUUAUCGAUCACGUUAACGUGAUUACAUUCAAAAGUAUCCAGCAUGUCAAAAUUUGUUAAUCAAUUUCCUCCCUUCAGCACGCGGGGUAUAAAACUGAAUUGUAGUUUGUUUGUUACUCUCUUUCUUUCUGUGGCUUUACUGUGAAGCACUUUAUUCCUAGUUCCUUUGGUACCAGGAAACUCCUUGGCUUUGGACCAAACAUAGAGCGUAUAUAAUUGACUGAGGCAACUCCAGUACCCUCUAUUUCUCCGAAAAUUUCAUAAUUGUUUAGGACUUCAAUAGUAAGUUCCGCUAUGAGCGAGAAAUCACCGAAAUGAUAAACAUUAGUCUGAUCUGAAGUUGGUAUUUGUAACGAUCAUCUUGGGCAUUCUUGUUUAGAUAACAAUACAUGACUCAAACAUUUCAGGUACAUUACAUUUUUUCCUUCUCAUUACUGAGUGUCCGUUAGAUUCUUGACGGGGAUAAACGAACCUUUUUAACAAAGUGUGUAGGUUUUUUUAUGAACUUCAAACGGCUCAUGCGUGUAACACAUUUGAGCUAACUGAACUGGAUACCCUGCGGUAGUUUAUUAGGUUCAUAAGUGACAAUUUCCCUGAAUAUCGCAAGGACUAGAAAGGUGGUAAGCGAGUUGUAGCACGUUUUAUAAGGUGAUGGAAAAUACAAACCCCGGUGAAUACGCGAGAAUAUCUUUGCUUGUCUUUUGGUAGCCAACCCGUUGUUCAAGGCCCUGGGUGUUUGUCUCUUAUCUUAGCAACCAAGACGCGUUUGCAUGGCUGGGUUGGCGAUCUCGUGUCCCAGGUAUCCCUAUCCUAAUUAGCAUUGAAAAAUAUCAGGGAUUGUUUCAUCCAAAACAAGGUUGAAGGUUCUCUUUCAGUAGGUGCGGUUAAUCUUACCGUUUUAAAGGCGAAAGUCUUUUGAGAUUACUUUUCUUCUCAAUAGUGUUCUCGUUCCUGGCCUGGUAUUACAUUGCACCAGCUUCGUUGUGCCCUUUUUUGUCCAGUUGGAGCAGAUAUAUUUCACGUUUGCUACGUUUGUCCUUAUUAGGUAACUUAUGACAAGACCAUCCUGGCCUUACCUGCCCCGGUCUCUCCCCCGCCUCCAGCACAUAUUCCUCCCUCACCCACGAGGCAAAUUUCUGUCCACCGAUUGUCCAGUCGUCAUUAUUGA